AUGGCUAGUGAGGAGAGUUUUGUAGUUUUGGUUCACCAUAGAGGAUCGAUUAAGAGGAAAACACGAUCCGGUGUGAAGUUCACUGGUAAGGAUCCUCUCAGUAUUUUCUUGAGGCCUACGACGAGCUAUGAUGACCUUGUCGGUUCUGUUCUACGGAAACUUGGUCUAGAAGGCGUAAAACGGAUUAAGAAGUUCUUCUAUUGCAUUCCAAUCUCGGUCCUCCAAGAAAUCGUGAAAUAUGAUUAUUUCACGAUCGGUAGUGAUGAGGACUUGCAGGUCCUGUUUCAUUGUCGACGUCAGUUUCCCGAAGUGAGGACACCAGAACUGUUGGCGAAGUUGGUUGACGUGAUAUCCAGCUCGGGGGGUUCGAACCCGAAUACCCCCACUGUAGCCACGGUAGCCAGUUCUAGCUCCAGACCUGCUGGUGCAUCUUCCUCCGUACCUAUGUAUGAUCCUCCGGUCCAGCCUGUCGCCUCCCCUUCGUUCGCAGUGGAUCUCAACGAAAGUGGAGGUGGCGAGGUUGGAAUAGGGGAUUAUGUGCCGACCCCUUUACAGUGUGCUGCACCGGCUGGUCUUGGAGAUGCAUUGUUGGAUGAUCGAGACGAAGACGAUGUGGAGCCGGAUAUCAUUGCUGACGACAAUGACGAUGAUAUUGGACCGAGUAAGCCUGCUGGUGCAGGAGGUGGUUCUAGCUCUGGCACAAGCAGUACCCUCCACAUUUUUCAUUUUUGGACUUGGAUGCAAUGA
This is a messenger RNA of Arachis stenosperma, 747 nucleotides long. RefSeq lists its product as uncharacterized. The transcript has a single exon. Lineage: Eukaryota; Viridiplantae; Streptophyta; Magnoliopsida; Fabales; Fabaceae. Bases 1 to 747 code for a protein of 248 amino acids. The record is from RefSeq and is a predicted model, not a curated record.